Aspergillus terreus NIH2624 is the source of this 2067-nucleotide messenger RNA. Its product is annotated as HET domain-containing protein. The transcript has 2 exons. The record is from RefSeq and is a predicted model, not a curated record. Bases 1 to 2067 code for a protein of 688 amino acids. Lineage: Eukaryota; Fungi; Ascomycota; Eurotiomycetes; Eurotiales; Aspergillaceae.
AUGGCCGAAAAUUUAUGUUCAAAAUGUAGGAAGAUUCCUCGACCACGGUAUUUCACGAGGAAUUCAAACUUCCCCUCGCAGCAUAUAGGGACAAGGGAGCGGAUUCAGAAGAAUAAAGCGUCGUGCUCUUUAUGCCGCCUUGUCUCUCAUGCUCUGUUCGACGGUCCUGUGCGGUAUCCCGGAACUGACAAGUGGAAAGUCGGAGUGAUUUGGGAUGGGACCUACUACUACUUUAGCACUGGCUUCAACGAACCGGAUGUCCGAAUCGGUGUUAUACAAGAAGAGAAUCAACCACUAUCACCAGCAAACUAUGCUAGAGCCAUCACUGACCCACGAGUCUCCUUUAGCCUCAUCCAGUCAUGGUUGGAUCUAUGCGAACAGCAUCAUCAGCAAGGCUCUGAGCUGCAACAGACACUCGGGGAGCCUGCUCCGUCCGUGAUACCGGGACGCCUCAUCGAUGUCCAUGAUGCUUGUGUGGUCCCGACCUCAGGACAUCGAGAACCUCCCAAAUAUGUCACCUUGAGUUACGUCUGGGGAGAGGCAACUCAAUACGAGUUGACCACGGGUACAAAGUCUCAGCUUAUGACUUCUGGUUUCCUCGACGCUGUUGCGGAUCGAAUCCCCAAAACCAUCAGAGACGCAAUGGCGGUCGUCAGAAAGCUGGGUAUCCGUUAUCUCUGGGUGGACGCACUCUGCAUUAUCCAAGAUGACCCUCAGGAUAAAGCGAAGGAAAUCCAUAGAAUGGAUUCAAUAUACGAGGGUUCAACGUUUACUCUGGUUGCUGCGUCUGGAAGCCACGCAGAUGCCGGACUAUCUGCCGUUUCUCGUCGGAAGGGCCACCAGAUGGUUGAAACUAUAUGGCCUGGGGUUAGGAUGACAGCGAUUCAUUCCUUGACUGAUGUGAUCGACAAUCUGAAAUACGGGACCAGGGGCUGGACAUUCCAAGAACAGAUCCUCUCUUCCCGAAUCCUUGCCUUCACCGACGAUAUCGUCUAUUUCCGGUGCCAUGACUGCGUCUGGAGCGAGAACAGUCGAGCUGAUGCGACUCCGGACGUCUCGACAAGUAUGGGAGGUCCUCGAUCACCGGACACCAUCGACCUCGUGUCCAAUCCAUGGCAGUUGUACUCGGAGUACCUGGAGAAAUACUCCGUAAGACAACUCACGAAAGAAGAAGACAUUGUGAAUGCCAUGACUGGUAUCCUUCUACGGAUAUCACGCAAGCUGGAGUGCAGCCUAGUAUAUGGGUUACUCACGGACUCGUUCGAAUGGGGUCUGCUGUUCUCGCCGACAGAUUACCAUAGGCGCGCCGGGUUUCCAAGUUGUUCGUGGGCCGGGUGGAAAGGCCAGGUCCUCUGCCCGUGGCCCGAACCAGACGACUUUGCUUCGGAGAGUUCGGAGAGUUCAGACGAGGACAGUUUCAACGUGGAUCGGUUAACCCUUCAGGCCAGGGAAACAGCGGCGAAAAAUAGCUGGAUUGUCUGGUACGAACGCCCACCACAGGGGGCUGCCCGGCUGCUCUGCGAACGCGAUGCAGACCCCGGUCGCCAGCGGGAAAUCAAGACCCGGAAGCACGAUCUAUUCAAGAGGCGAGCACGAAUGGAGCGUUCUGUCAUGGAGACGCGCCCAACAGCCACUCUUGGCCAUUUGAGGCUUCCGGAAUAUUCUGUGCUCCAGUUCUGGACCGUGUCUCUCAGACUGCAGAUCCAAGAGUUUCCUGUCCCCUCUGCUCAUCGAGCCGAUAUUGUGAAUAAUAAGGGAAAUGUAUGUGGCCAAGUCAAGUUACCGAAAGGACUUAGGCCUGCCUACGGAACAUCGGCGGAGUUCAUAUUGUUGCUGUCGACCAACGUGACGGAGGCUCUGGUCGAGAACCCACAAAGAUGGAACAAAGUCGAUUCGGCCGGGGCAAUGCAAAUGGCACGUGGAGAGCCUUUGGAGCUCUACAAGGUAAUGUGGAUUGAAUCGCACGAGGGGGUAUCAGAGCGUGUGGCUGUAGGUGAGAUAGAGCAACGAGCGCUGCGAUAUGCAGUGGAAAGCAAGCCGGUAUGGAAAGAGAUUAUCCUCAAAUGA